Messenger RNA from Penicillium cinerascens, 2079 nucleotides. RefSeq lists its product as uncharacterized. Lineage: Eukaryota; Fungi; Ascomycota; Eurotiomycetes; Eurotiales; Aspergillaceae. The coding region runs from base 1 to 2079 and encodes 692 amino acids. The record is from RefSeq and is a predicted model, not a curated record. The transcript has a single exon.
AUGCUUCCUUUGAGGACGGCGUUGGCCCUUUUCCUGGCCACGCAUCUGACGCAGGCGGCCAUUUCGCAAGAGCCGCUGGGCUUCUCCUCGAGACGCAGCAAACUGAGUCUCGACGACAUUAUCCCCUCCCUCGACCCCAGCUCCGGAGACACCAAAUGCUGCCCCUUCGGGACGUCCUUCGACGGCAAGACAUGCGUUCUGGGCACCGCCACCUGCCACGGUGACGCAAUUCUCGAGGACGGGAAGUGUGUCUCCCGCACGGCUCCGAGAUGCGAUAGCGGCCAAAAAGUCAAUGACAAUGGCCUCUGCGUCACGGAAUCCGCCCCCCACUGUACCAGCCCCUUGGAGCUCAAGGGCCAAACCUGCAUUGACCCCCGCGGGGCGACGUGCGACGGCGACCUGCAGCGUGAAGGAAACCUCUGUCUCUCCAAGGUCCCGCCCCAGUGCAACGGCACCACCGACUACUUCCAGGACGGAUCUUGCGUUAGCUCGCAGGGCCCCACCUGCGGUGAUGGGAACGAAUACAUCGAUGGAUAUUGCGUCAGCCAGAGCCCACCCUCGUGCGGCCUCGGGAUGGACUUCGAUCCCAAGGUCGGUCUCUGCGUCUCGACGACCAGCAAUGGCUGCGCCCCCAACACCCAACCGAAGAACGGCGUCUGCGUGUCAGACACCGCGCCCCGGUGUGAAGCGGACGAAAAGCUCGUCCCCGAGAUCGACAAGUGUGUGGCUCGCCAGCCCCCAACCUGCGGGGACGACCCCUCGCUGCGCGUGGAUGGAAAGCAAUGCACAUCCAUCGACGGCCCUUCGUGCCAGGACGGCUACGAUCUCUCCUUCACGCCCUCCAUCGGUGCCACCCAAUGCUGCCCCAAGGGCUCCAGCUGGGACGGCGUCUCGUGUGUCUCCCAGACUGGCGACACCGGGUGCCUCCCUGGAUGGAACAAAUCCGGCGGAAGGUGCAAACGGAUGCCUCUCCCUGCCAUCUGUGAUCCGUUCACCGACCUCGUGGACGGGAAAUGCAUUUCCAAAACCCAGCCCGAGUGUGCGGACGGCUACGACAGGAGCAAAACCAACCAAUGCGUGGCUCGAACCGAGCCCGAAUGUCCGGAGGACACCAAGCUGGUCAAGGGCCAGUGUGUUUCCACUGUCGCGCUGAAUUGCCCGCAGGGCACCCACUUCGAAGGCGACCAGUGCGUGUCGGACACUGCUCCCCAGUGCUCCAUCCCCGGCGCUAGAUACGACGGCAAGGGCCACUGCGCCGUCGACGACAUGCCGAGCUGCCCAAGCGGUGUCUACGACGGCAACGCCUGUCUCACUGGCGAAGCACCUUUCUGCCUCAAGCCCUUCGUCUACUCCAACAGCCAGUGCGUCUCAUCCACGCGACCCAGCUGCCCGCACCCGUUCACCAUGACCCCGGAUGGCGACUGCAUCUCCAACAAGCAGCCCACCUGCGACACGGGCGUCCUCGUCAACGGCGAGUGUCUCGUCGGCCCGCCCUCCUGCCCCGACGGCACAGACUACCGAAACAAGCGCUGCGUUGCCCGCAAGUACCCGGAGUGCACGCAAGACGGCUACGAAUGGUACGAGCCGGAGGGAAAGUGCCGCAAGUCUGAAAGGACCGAGUGCGACGAUGGCUACCACGAGCAAGACGGCGAAUGCAUCUCCGACAUUCCGGGAGACUGCGGCGCCCUGGAACUCCGCGACGGACAGUGCGUGCACCCAGAACCGCCCAGGUGUCUCGACGGCUCCGGCACAUACUGGGAUGGCGAGGACUGCCGCUCCCCGGACCCGCCGGACUGUGGACCCAACAAGGUGUGGAAGGAGGACAAGGCCACCUGUGUGACAGAGAGCAAGCCUGUGUGCGAGAGCCCUGAUAUGGUGUUCGACCCGGCGCUCAACAAGUGCAUCACCGAAGACGGCCCGCAGUGUCCGCAGCGACAGCGGUUCAACCCGGCCAGCGAGAGGUGUGUGCUUAUUGUGGGAGACUGCUUGGAGUUCGAGUUCUGUCCGGCCGUGGGUGAUUCUUCGUCUUUGCCGGUGGAGGAGAUUGCUCAAUUUCGCCGCGGAAGGCGUGUAAUCUAA